This is a messenger RNA of Sordaria macrospora k-hell, 4287 nucleotides long. RefSeq lists its product as uncharacterized. Gene Ontology annotation, biological process: poly(A)+ mRNA export from nucleus; transcription-dependent tethering of RNA polymerase II gene DNA at nuclear periphery; protein import into nucleus. Gene Ontology annotation, cellular component: nuclear pore outer ring. Lineage: Eukaryota; Fungi; Ascomycota; Sordariomycetes; Sordariales; Sordariaceae. Gene Ontology annotation, molecular function: protein binding; structural constituent of nuclear pore. The record is from RefSeq and is a predicted model, not a curated record.
AUGUUUGAGCCAAACCAAGACCAAGGUGGCCCCGCGAAGGGAACACGAAGCAGUCGUCGCAGAGCGCGCCCCUCGUCGAAUACAGAUGCCACACUCCAGGCCCCCAAGGCAAAGCGGCAAAGGGUACCUCUACACGAAACCACGGUUGCGAAUACCGAAGCCCUCCCAGAGACGGAUGUCGAGUUGGACCAAGUUAAGUCCGACAAGGUCCUGCCCAAUAUCAAGCGCGACGGCAGUGAAAACAUCCUUGGCCCCCGCAAAGAGCUCAGCGUCCGAUCAAAGAAGCAAAAGGCCGGCGAACGGACCGCGAAGGGCGAUGGAAGCAUAGUGCUGACUACAAACAAUGCCUAUACCGUGAGCAAGCUCCCAGCUUUACCGGACCGACUCCGAGCGGAUGCGCAAAGUAAGAUCGACCACCACAGCUACCUCCCAAACAGCCUUCCACCUUUGGAUCAGCUUUCAAUAAAGCCUGGAGUGCCUAACAAUUCCCAAGAUCGUCAGCACGGUGCCGUCUACUCGACCAGCGGAUACGCCUUGAGCCUUACCCAUACCCAUGCCUUCGUCUGGCCCUAUGCUUCGACCGCCGCCUCGCCCGAGACCUUCACCUUCGGUCUUCCUUAUCCCUCCAAGAACCCGACCGACCCGCUACCACUCGGCUCCCUGGUUUCGCCCUCGGCUGCCUCAGAUGAACCUGGCCUUGUUGUGGUCAUGCCCAUGAGCGGCAAGAUCGCCUACUGGGAGUCCAUCUCGAGCGCCGCUACCCUCGACUUCAUUCGCCAACAACGACACGGAGUAGAGGACACAAUACCAGGCAUGUUUUCUGGAGAACAUGUCGUUCAAAUCGUCAACGCCGAAUCCGCCGGUUUCGUCCUCGUCUUCAGUUCUGGCCGUCUCGCGUACCUAAGCGUUCGCGACAUGCAUGGCCGGCCUACCAUUUCCGUACAGUUCCUCCGCAGCAGCCUCACCAAUGCCGUAGGUGGAUUGUUGGGAAGCAUCCGUCAUGUCCUGGGUUCCACUUCGGCGCAUGGAGAGGUCGUUGCCGUUCGCGCCAGCCAUGCCACCAGAGUAGGAGAGCGCGUCAUUGUUGCAGCUACGACUAAGGGCAAGUUCAACACUUGGCGUAUUCACAGGGGCGGCCACCACGAUGUUCUGUCCGAUAUCGACUUGAAGAGCGAGCUCAUUCACCAAAUACAAGAGGCCGACUCAGCCUCCACCGGCCUACCCGAGGAGUCCUUCGAAGUUGUUGACUUUACCUGCGUUCCUCGAGGACUCGACCGCAAGUAUGUGGAGGCCAGUCGACUAAGCGAGGCUCUGGUUCAUGACGAAGAUUCUGUCCAGCAUCUGCUGCUACUCACAUCUUUUUCCAGCAAAACGCAGUCUCACUAUGCCUUGGUCGAGGUUGUCAUUUCUGGUCAGAAUAAGAAGGUCGGCGCUGUCCGACCCUUGACCUCUUACACCAGUCCUGUGCGACCCAAUGCCCCCGAGAGGCCUAAGCUCUAUCUACCGCGCCCUGCCAUGGUCGCUUUUGUCGUCUUCGACCGUGCUGUUGUGAUUGCGUCCCUGGCCGCCCCACCGGAUUCCCCCGAGUCACAACUCCAAGAGGACAGUCACAUUAUACCCGCCACAUUCGAAGACGUGGUAGACCUUCGGGAUGAGGGUAAUGUGCAAAUUGUAGGCUCGGGCACAGAGGAGCCUACUACCAGCGGCCAUUCCCAAGAUGAGCUUCGACUGCGGCACAGGACAAAAAACCCAGCAGCUGUGUUGUUGGUGCAUGGUGUUGGCACAGUUAGAGUUGCCGUUAGCGAGGUUGAUCGGUUCGCGACUGAAAAGCCACCAACCAUUAGCGCGAAGAGCAAGCUCGAACAGGCCGUCUUCUUCGGUAUCAAGCAGGACAACCCGUUGGUGUUCCAAGGAAGGAGCCUGCCUUUCACCGCUCAGGAAAUUGGAAAUGCCGCUAUUGAACUCAGUCAUGAGAUCGUGGCCUCCAAAACUCCGUUCAUCCCCAACGUGCCCGCCUCGCUUGAAAAUAACAUGAGGACCAGAGUGGACUAUCUCCAGAGGUUAAUCUCCCACCUCAACACCUUCAACGUAGAUCUGGACGCUCGUGCACGGUGGGCGCUGCUCUACGACUCUGAAAAGAUGGCCGUAGCAACGUGGCUUUGGCGGAAGAAUGAGCAGUUCAUCGCCGAAAGGCCAAAGGGAGAUAAAAAGAACCUCCUUUCUGAGACGGUGUUGUACAUCAACGAGAACCAAAAGACGGAGCCCAAUCCGGCCGUCGGUGAGGUAGAUCCUGUUCGCCAUUGGUUUAUCAACGAUGUGUGGAAACUAGAGAUCUUCAUCGCUUGGGGAUAUCAGAUUAUCAAGUAUGCCUACACGGAACGUCUUACUGACGAGAACGGCAUCAAUCGUCUGUUAUUUGAAGCCGCCAUCGUCAAUAAGGGGGCCCUUCAGGAGGCGGAGCAGCACCGCUUGAGGAAUGCACGCCUGUACGGUGUCAACCCUCGGAAAUGUGCGGUAGGUCCCGGGAUGCCCGCGCCCUGGACUGGCACUAAAGUCAUCCAUGUCAAUCUCAAUCGCCUUAUUGAGUUUUGCUACGAGUGGCUAGACAACUACUACCUCCCGUCCCCGGAGAAGGCUUCUGUGGAUGUGAAAAUCCUCAAGAGUAUCCGGGACAUGCUUCCUGCUCUCACCAGCCGAUACUUCACCGCUCUUAACGAGUUUAUUUCGUGGGGUUCGAAGUCUAGUGAUCCUGAGAUACAAGAAGACGCCAGGAAGUAUAGUGAGGCAUACCCCACAAACGUCUACGAGAAGAUAUUACGACUUAAGGACUACGAUCUCUGGGACGAGGCCAUUGCCCUGGCGCGGGAGCAUGAGGCAUAUGCCGCGCUGGCAGACACUAUGGUGCAGCAUAUUCUCGCCCUGGAAGAGAGUGCUCUAGCUCCCGGCACUUCUGCUACCAAAGCUGAGUGUCAUGCCAAGGCUGAGGAUCGGAAGAGGCAGAUGGGUGGCUACUUCAACCAGUAUCAGGAGAGGUUUGCUUUCCCGGCUUACGAGGCUCUGCUUGAAGCUAGCGGCGUUCAAUCAGUCCUCGAGUUUCCCUACGACACCGAGGGCUACGCCACCAAAUUCCUCCGGUCCAGGCCCGAACUAGCCAAGAUCUCCUGGAUCAACGAUGUCGAAAGGGAGAAAGACAUUGAGCGUGCCGCCGAGACACUGCUCACUCUGGGUCUUACCCAAGAGCAGCAAGUCUGGAGCAAGAAGAUCGAGCUCAGUCUUGGAAAGCUUGCUUUGCUGGCCGAGGAGGCCGAUCAACGUUAUGGGGACAGUGAAAUGAGCAACGGCUUUUCCGAUACCAAGGCGGCCAGUAUUGAGAAGGUUGACCAGGCUCUGGAGGUUAUUGCGGUCCAGAAUGGCCUCUACAGUCAGAUCCGGCCUACCAUUGAAGAAGCCGUCGACGAAAGAGCAGAAUUUGAACUGGCGAUGAAGUACCACGGUGCCUGGAUCCAUGCCCAGAAGAAGCAGAAGGCACUUCAAAACGUCGUUGAGGACGGCAUGGAGCGCCUGCUUAAGCACGAGGCCCUCCAGCCCCUCACUCUCAUCGACUUGCUUACCCUAGUCUACCUGGACCCAAAGCAUUUCGAAGCUAUUGGCGACCAAUUCUAUCUGGCCCUGAAGGUGGCUAAGCAUGGGCUGAAGGGUGAGGAACGAAGCAAUGCCGAGCGUCUUAUUUGGCGCCGCUGCCUCAUCCGGGACGACUGGAAGCAAGUCAACGUUACCAACCUAAAGGAUGACGAGCAUCAGCUGCAAGUUCUCGGCGAGACAGCGGUCUACCGGACCUUGUUUGCCGUUGUUGAUGAGCGUAAGUUUCACAUCCCGUUCAUGAAACAUCUUCCAAACAUAGUGCUCACCAGCCUCGCCAUUCUAGAGCACUCAAACGACGCCUUCCGCCCUUGCAUCAAGCCCUCUGAUGCCCUUGGCGUCUACACCGACAGUCUCGACCGCCGCUUCGACGGUAUGGAUGACUCGUUCCGCCACAAGCUCAUGGAAGCCAUGAAGGCCGAGGACGUCAAGCUAAAAACCUUCAUCGACAAGGCCCGACUGGACGAGUGGUUCAAGACCACCCUUGAGGCGGCCGAGAACACCGUCGCGACCGUGUAUGGCCGUAUGACGGCCAAGAAGGCGGCUGCCGCUGCGAUUGCUGUCAAUGGCAGCAUGAGGGUCCCUCUUGAGAGCGCGAGUGCGGGUGCGGGUGCGGGCACGGUCAGCGCAGGAUCGUCGUUCUGGUAG